UUUAGUUAUAAACAGUCGAUCGAGGAGAUCGUAAUUAGAAAUUUCAAGUGCAAUCUUCUCGGACCGUGACUUCUCGAUUAUUUACCGCAAUGAGUCGUUUUGGGGCACUUGCUGAUGGUUCCCUGUCCAUCAUGGGCAGGACCUGUCCUGAAUCUUCUAGGGAAUCGGCCUUUCGAGGCAGGAGACAGAGUGUCCCAUUCCCAGGGGAUGGCAAUGAACGAGAGGAUGCUAAAAAUUUUAUUCGAUAUCCGGUGCAGCCCAAUCCCAGUGCUAGUCGGGAUCAUGACAGGGAUAAAUACGAGAUCGGGACGUAUGGCUACGGGAAAAAUAAUGUGAAACUACUUUACGUAAAACGCGAGGACAAAUAUAACCAUGAAAUUCGGGAAUACGAGGUGGACAUUCACCUCCGUUUGGGCUCCCAGAAGGACUACCUCGAGGGUGACAAUCGUGACAUAAUUGCCACUGACAGUCAAAAAAAUACUGUUUAUCUCUUGGCAAAGAAAUACGGCGUUAAAUCGCCGGAAGAAUUUGGUAUCCUUCUCUGCGCGCACUUUCUCUACACCUAUAAACACGUCGAGGAAGUCCACGUCAACGUCGAGGAGUAUCCGUGGAUGCGUCACCAGGUUAACGGUGUACCACAUAAUCAUGCCUUCAUAUUCAAUCCGACAACGAGAAGAUACUGUCAAGUGACGCAAUUGAGAAAUGACUCUCCAAGAAUUCGAGGUGGUUUGAAAGACCUGCGCGUGCUGAAGACAACACAGAGCUCAUUCACAGAUUUCAUUCAGGAUGAAUACCGCACAUUGCCCGAUGCAAAUGACCGGAUAUUUAGUACAGUGGUAACAGCCUCCUGGGACUUCUCCACAGCAUCAGGUGUUAAUUUCGACGGGGUGUGGACAACUGUCCGCGAUUGCAUCCUCCAGAAUUUCGCUGGACCACCUACCACUGGUAUUUACUCACCAAGUGUCCAGAAUACCCUGUACCUAGCUGAAAAAUGUGUCCUCGACAAGGUUAACCAGAUUUACAGCAUCGAAAUGCGAAUGCCUAAUAAGCACUACUUCGACCUCGACUUGAGCAAAUUUCCGAAACUCGUAGAAGGAGAGAAUAAAGAGGUUUAUUUACCAGUUGACAAACCGUCGGGUAUUAUCUACGCGCAGUUGAAUCGGAAGGACAUCACCUCGAAACUUUAGACUGCGAGUAUCGGUUUUCGGUUCUAAUUACGAAAGAGGAGUGACAAAAAACGCACGUUGGUGGAGAAAUUAACGGAUAAUUGUUAAUUGUUAUGCAGUAUUUUAUACGUUCAGUAAUAUUCAUUGUAAACAAUUUUCUAUCAAUUCAAAGACAAUAAAUAAAACGAUGCGAAUAAUUUUUAUUGGAUAA
This is a messenger RNA of Fopius arisanus, 1377 nucleotides long. RefSeq names its product Urate oxidase (gene Uro). The record is from RefSeq and is a predicted model, not a curated record. Lineage: Eukaryota; Metazoa; Arthropoda; Insecta; Hymenoptera; Braconidae. The coding region runs from base 90 to 1187 and encodes 365 amino acids. Gene Ontology annotation, biological process: urate catabolic process; purine nucleobase catabolic process. Gene Ontology annotation, cellular component: peroxisome. The transcript is spliced from 4 exons. Gene Ontology annotation, molecular function: urate oxidase activity.